This is a messenger RNA of Mustela erminea (ermine), 5212 nucleotides long. It is a transcript of the gene ZNF202, whose product is annotated as zinc finger protein 202. Gene Ontology annotation, molecular function: DNA-binding transcription repressor activity, RNA polymerase II-specific. The record is from RefSeq and is a predicted model, not a curated record. Gene Ontology annotation, biological process: negative regulation of transcription by RNA polymerase II. The coding region runs from base 1841 to 3787 and encodes 648 amino acids. The transcript has 7 exons. NCBI's taxonomy places the organism in Eukaryota, Metazoa, Chordata, Mammalia, Carnivora, Mustelidae.
CAUGACCUGAGCCGAAGGCAGAGGCUUAACCCACUGAGCCACCCAGGCGCCCCGGAACAACGUGUUUUAAAGCCAGAGAGCGUGGGGCUCAUGUGUGCUUCACAUGCAUACUGGGUGUGUGGGUGGGUGUGUGGGUGGGUGUGUUGGAAAGGAUUGAAGAGGAGGAUGAAAGGAAAGCCUGCCUAAUUUAUAAUACUACGAGUUUCUUUUUCCACUUAAAAGAUGGGGGAAUGGUUGAGGAUCUUACAGGGAAGGGACGUGAUCACAUUUGCCAAGAGUGCUCAUCACUCUUGUGAUACUGUCCUCGGUAACUUGAAGGUAACAAACUUGCAGGCGGGGAGCUCCAGGUUGGAGGCAGUUGGGAGUAAUUCGGACAAGAACUGAUCAGGAGCUACGGUGCAAAUCGUGGGAAUGCAGAAGAGGGAACAUGCCAAGAAAUGGAACACACCAUGCGGCAUUGGAGCUGGGGGGUGGGAAGGUUGCAUCUAGAAGGAACAGCCUUCCUAUGAGCAUGGUAUCCUGAAGAGACACCCCCUUUUGGUUGGAAGAUCAGUUCGCGAUAGCUUAGUGAUAACACAGCAAAGGGGAGGGUAUGAGGUUUGACAAAGCAGUUGAGGGCUGAUGGGGAAGAGCUUCGUGUGCCAUGCCAAGGAUGUUCUAGCUGAUCUUACUAAGAGAAGUAUUCUGAAGUGUUGAGUGGUGCAGUUGGGACUCUAAUUUAGAAAGAUAGUUAGCAUUGAGUUGCCAUUGCCUUUCUAGGCACUUGACAGUGAUAUGUUUAAUAUUCAGUCACCCUAGUAGAUGGAUACCAUCCUUACCUCCACGCCAUAAAUGGGGAAACAGGCACAGGGAGCAUAGGAACUUAACUGUGGCCUCACACCUACCAAAUGGCGCACCCCCAGUUUAACGUCUGGCAGUCUGACAGUAGGACUCUCAUCCGUCCCUUACACACCCUUGGUGUUUCUCCACCACCACACGCAUCAGGACCAUGUGUAGCAUUUCUAAAGACACAGUUACCUCCAUUGACUAAAGCCCAAGUGUCCAGAAGAGUGUUGAGCAGUGCUUAUUUUGCAAAAGCUCCACCAUGAUUAUGCUGCCCUCUGUUCCCUCUUACACCGAGAUCCCAGGUAGGCAGUAGGGUCAGUAGUCCAGGCAAGAACUGAGGGCCCAAGCUCAAGCGGUCUGUGGCAAAGAGGAGGAGGAAACAGAUUGAGAGACUUACAAGGUAGAACUGGUUUAAGGGGCUGUAAGCAGUGGGGAAGAAUCAGAAUGGAGUCUAAAGAUGACAGAGUGGAGUGUUUACUUAGCUAGUGAUCUCAGCCAAGAUAAGCUCUCAGGAAGUGGGGUGAUUUGAGAGUCAGCGGAACUGUCAGUCAGUCAGUUUUGAACACUUGGGUUUGAGGGUCUAGAGGUGUUCCCAUUAAGAUGUCUUUUAAUAAGCAGAAUAUUGCUCUGGGGGUGCCUGUGUGCCUGCCGCUUUCCUCACUGUUACCUCACACAGUCCGCCCCUCAGAUCUCUGAGAGGCCCCCGUUUACAGAGGAGUUCCUGUGGAGUGUGGUCAAGUUUGAAAUCAGGCUUCCUAAAGGCUCCCCUGUCUGUUUCAGCCUGGCAGAUGGGUCUCUCUUGGUGUGUAUGUAAACGUGUGUGUGUGACACAGAUGGUGGUCAGUACGAUGGGUUCCAGCCGGCGAGGAGCAGCGCCCUUUGUCCUCGCCAUUUUCCUUGCAGUUCCACAGGGUCCCUUGCGAGAAACUCCUUGAGGUGCCCAGGCUGAGACUGAGGGGGAAAUGACGGGGUGAGCUCUAGAUGGUAUGAGACCCCUCCCCACAAGAGCCAAACAAUGGCUACAGCCUUGGAACCAGAGGACCAGGAUCUUUGGGAAGAAGAGGGAAUUCUGAUGGUGAAAUUGGAAGAUGAUUUCACCUGUAGGCCAGAGUCUGUCUUACAGAGAGAUGACCCUGUGCUUGAGACCUCGCACCAGAACUUCCGGCGCUUCCGCUACCAGGAAGCCGCGAGCCCUCGAGAAGCUCUCAUUCGGCUGCGAGAACUUUGUCAUCAGUGGCUGAGGCCAGAAAGGCGGACAAAGGAGCAGAUCCUAGAGCUGCUUGUACUGGAACAAUUCCUUACUGUCCUGCCUGGAGAACUGCAGAGCUGGGUGCGGGGCCAACGGCCAGAGAGUGGCGAGGAGGCGGUGACGCUGGUGGAGGGUUUGCAGAAACAACCCAGGAGACCAAGGCGGUGGGUGACUGUCCAUGUUCAUGGCCAGGAGGUCCUGUCAGAGGAGACGGUGCAUCCGGGAGCAGAGCCCGAGUCACCUAGUGAGCUGCAGAACCCUGUGCAGAUCUCGACUCCUGAGGCAUCCUGUGAGGAAACUGUACAGAGCCCGGAUCUGGGGCCACUGGAAGAGCAGAGCCUGUACCAUGAAUUGGAGUUCCAGCCCCUGCAGGAGAGCGAGGUGCCGGCGUCCCAGGACCCAGAUCUUCCCGAAGAGAGGAGCACUGGAAACCCAGAGAUGGUUGCCCUUCUUACUGCUCUUUCACAGGGAUUGGUAACUUUCAAGGACGUGGCUGUGUGCUUCUCCCAGGACCAGUGGAGCGACCUGGAUCCAGCACAGAAAGAGUUCUAUGGAGAAUAUGUGUUGGAAGAAGAUUGUGGAAUUGUGGUCUCUUUGUCAUUUCCAAUCCCCAGACUAGAUGAGAUCUCCCACGUUAGAGAGGAAGAGCCUUUGGUCCCAGAUAUCCCAGAGCCUCAAGAGCCUCAAGAGCCAGAAAUCCUGAGUUUUACCUACACAGGAGAUAGGAGUGAGGAUGAAGAAGAUUAUCUCGAGCAAGAAGAUCUGAGUUUGGAGGAUCUGCACAGAUCGAUUUUGGGAGAUCCCGAAAUCCACCAGACUCCAGACUGGGAAAUAGUCUUUGAGGAUGAUCCAAAUAGACUUAACGAAAGAAGAUUUGGUACAAAUAUUUCUCAAGUUAAUAGUUUAUCGAAUCUUCGGGAAACCAUGCCUCUCCACCCCUUGUUAGGGAGACACCACGACUGUCCUGUAUGUGGGAAGAGUUUCACUUGUAACUCCCACCUUGUUAGACACCUAAGAACUCACACAGGAGAGAAACCCUAUAAAUGUAUGGAAUGUGGAAAAAGUUACACGCGGAGUUCGCAUCUUGCCAGGCACCAGAAGGUCCACAAAAUGGGCACGUCAUAUAAAUUUCCCCUAAACCGGAAGAAUUUGGAUGAGACCUCCCCUCUGGUCCAGGCUGAGAGAACUCCACAUGUUGAGAAACCCUAUAGAUGUGACGAUUGUGGAAAACACUUCCGCUGGACCUCAGACCUUGUCCGGCAUCAGAGGACACACACAGGUGAAAAACCCUUCUUCUGUACUAUUUGUGGCAAAAGCUUCAGCCAGAAGUCUGUGCUGACAACGCACCAAAGAAUCCACCUUGGAGGCAAACCCUACUUGUGUGGAGAGUGUGGAGAGGACUUCAGUGACCACAGGCGGUAUCUGGCACACCGGAAGACACACGCAGCCGAGGAGCUGUAUCUCUGCAGCGAGUGUGGGCGCUGCUUCAACCACAGUGCCGCGUUUGCCAAACACCUGCGAGGACACGCCUCUGUGAGGCCUUGCCGGUGCACCGAAUGUGGGAAGAGCUUCAGUCGGAGGGACCACCUCGUCAGGCAUCAAAGAACCCAUACUGGCGAAAAGCCGUUCACGUGCCCUACCUGUGGAAAAAGCUUCAGCAGGGGCUAUCACUUAAUCAGGCAUCAGAGGACCCACUCAGAAAAGACCUCUUAGCUAGGUUCCCAUGUGAGGAGGUCUGCAUUCAGCCCUCACCUGGGGAUGGGCCAGGAGAUGCCCUCUUGUCAGCCUGGGAAGACCUUUUCUGGGGAGUCUCCCUGACGUGCCCAGAUCUACAUCACCUCUUCCCACAGCUAACUAAAGUCCCCCAGGCAGAACCUCUCAACCUUCUUCUACACCUUGAGGAGGUUUUUUGCCCAAAGUACAACCUGGGUGGAGGCUUCUCCUUGACUGGAGUGUUCCUGCCUCUACCUCAUGGGUGUGAAGCAGGAGAUGUAGAAGACUUAACAAUAUCAUGGUUAUUAUACUUUCCCCUAAAUAGGCUGUUGCAUAUCCUAAAGACUGCUUCACAGCCUCAAGUAUAAAGUUGCCCAGGACAGCCCUUUAGGUUUGGUGAGGGACGGGCCUCUAGGAUUCUGUCCUUACUGGGCUCAGAUCUUAAAGCACACAGCCCUGAACUCAAGGCAGGAGAUCUGCAUCCUCAUGGCUCUGCCACACAUUCACGUGAUAACUACAAAUCUCUCACUGGUUCACUUCUUCACCAUGCACUUUCCUUUGAUACCUGGGGAGAGGUGGGAGAAGUGUCUGAUGGGGGAAAACCUUGAGGCUGUUUCAUAUGGACCUUGUCAGGCUGCUUCCUUACCUGUUGCCAAAAUACCAGGGGCCAGACCCUGCUAGAAAGGAGGAUUUAGUCAGAAGCCUCUUUCGCUGGGGGUGUUUCCCUGUUGGAAUACUCUGUCCACCCUCCUUAGUAUUCUACCAGCCUCUUGGUUUUGCCCCUAGCACUUCUGCAAAAGGGAGAUGGAACAGCUGGGUGCCAGGGGAGUCAGUAAAGCAUAAUGACAUCACAGUGAAGUCAUUUACAUUCCCACAUACGUACAAGCCCACCCACCCUGCCCUCUUUGCGUGGGUUUGCAAAGGGAUUUUGGAACCAUGUCAGCUAACCUAGGUACGAUAAUAAUUACAAAAUCACAAUUGACUGGGUCACUUCAUUUAUAUGAAGAACACAAGAAGACCUGAGACCAAAUUAUGAGGAAAAUUUUGUAAAAGCUGUUGCUGCUGGCUAAGGCCAUCAAGACUAUACUGACACCCAGCCCCUAUCAUCCCUGCCUUGGUUCUCUGAUAUCAGGGAAAAUUAUGAACCCCAGCACCUGGGACCCUGAAGAAUUUACCAGGAGUAAAUGGCUUUCAUGUAUUUGCGUUGUUUGCUUUUUCUUAUGUGAUCUCAUUUUUAUGUAAUUAAGAACUAAAUAGUAGUAUCUCAUGGCUGAUAGUAGGUUCUCUGUUGCCUGAUUAAGGAUCCUUGGAGAUGGGGAGGAAUAAUUACGAGCCUCACCUGCUCUGCUUGUGGGAGUGGCAAGGACUGGGUGAGCGUCCUCCAUAAAUGGAGCAUAGGGUAUGGGAUUAAAGCAUGAGAAGGGA